AUGCGAGCUCGGAAUAUCGUUGUAUACCCACUUGCUACCGUCAGUCUGUAUCUUGCCUGCUCCGCCGAGUCGCGGCCCUUCGACAGUAUCAUCAGGUCAUUUGACAUCCUCAGCGAGCAAUCACCACUUCGUAGCUAUCUCAUGGGCAAGCCCGAAGGCCAGGUCUCUACCGGAGUCAUCAUCUCAGACGUGAUAGGGAAAACGCAGAAUAUCGCCAUCUUCAGUAGCUUGACUCGCGAUGUAGACGCAGUCUCUGGUCGCUUGGAUGAUGCUGCCCAAAACACAACAGUACUGGCGCCAGACAACACCUUUAUGCGUGGCCUUAAGAGGAAACCAUGGGAAGAUCCAGAAGACUACAACUCGUUUGGCGCAAAUGCAUAUGAGGGCAGCAGUGGCGAGGACCGGGCGCGAAAGAAUCUGGAGCGCUUCGUACAGCGACACAUUGUGACAGAGAGCCCCUGGGAGGAGGGAAAGAAGGUCAAGACACUUUAUGGCAAUGAGGUUUGGUGGGAGAGCAAAGACGGCCAAAAGAAGGUCCCACUCUCAUCAGCAUUCGUUUGGCUUCAGCCAAAUACCCCAGGUUCUUUUUUGGCCAGAUCGAAGUCGUGGGUCACGUUCAACUACAUCAGGGCCGCGGAACGCCCUAUCAAUCCAGCUAGUGCUGCUCUCGACUUACUUCUCCAGACAAUUCAACCUGGCGAUGUGGCAGUCACGAGCGUAGCCGACAAAGUCUCGAAUGGGGAGGUCUGGAUCGUCGAAGUUACCAACAUUGCCGACCUUAUGCAAAGCAACCCCAAAGCUUUUACAACAAUGGCUGCUCAAAAUUUGCUUACUGAGAUUUACUUGAAAAUCUCGUAUCUUCACCUCUUGAUUCUCCGCAGCUUCUUAGGAGAUUACCCUCGAUCUCCCAAUUUCAAUCCAAUACUUGCAAACAUGGCAUUUCAACCCAGCGACCUAGCCAUCUGUGAAACAUGCGGCACGCAAUACGAUGUCCCUCUCUCCCAGCAUCCAGAGAGUUGUCGCAUAUGCGAUGACCCCCGCCAAUACGUCCCCCCAUCCGGCCAAUCCUGGACCAGUCUCAAGCAAGAAAACUCUCUCCAGAAAAACACGUACGAAACUGACCCCAAUGAUGCCCGCAUGCACUAUAUUUCCACGCGGCCCCUAACACCCUCGGAACUGCCGCCAGGUCUUGCAGACACGACCACCACGCGCAAACAACUCGGGAUCGGACAACGCGCCAUCCUCCUCCAAACUGACAAGGGCAAUUUACUCUGGGACUGUGUUGCUUUCCUUGAUCAACUGACCAUCGAUUUUGUCCAGUCAAAGGGUGGGCUGAAAGCAAUCGUCAUCAGCCAUCCGCAUUUCUACACCACGCAUCUCGAAUGGGCACAUGCGUUCAAGUGUCCAGUGUACAUGAGCCGCGACGAUGCAGACUGGCUGAACCGCGAGGAUGUCGAGGGCGUGCGGAAAUUCACACGCGGUGUUACGCCGAUUGAGGAGGUGGGCGGUGCGGUCAAGAUGAUUCAAGCAGGAGGCCAUUUCGACGGAAGUGCGUUUUUGCUCUGGGAGAAGAAAUUGUUCAUCGCGGAUACGAUGAUGAGUGUCCCCUCUGCGUUCAACAAUGUCCAUCGUGUUCCAGACACCGUGUCCUAUGCGUUCAUGUGGUCGUAUCCUAAUAUGAUUCCACUACCGCCUGCCAAGGUUCAUGGCAUCUGGAAAGCGCUCGAGCCGUUCGACUUUGACUCGACAUAUGGCGGCUUCCCGGGCCAGAAUUUGACGCGGCCGAAUCUGAAAGAGCAAGUUUUGGAGAGUAUGAAGAUUUUUUUGCGUAGGGGUGGACACGAAAAUUUGGAGAUUUUUGGAGAGUCGGUGUGA
Messenger RNA from Plenodomus lingam JN3, 1875 nucleotides. RefSeq lists its product as uncharacterized. Lineage: Eukaryota; Fungi; Ascomycota; Dothideomycetes; Pleosporales; Leptosphaeriaceae. The record is from RefSeq and is a predicted model, not a curated record.